Molecule: messenger RNA, 1041 nt
Organism: Clonostachys rhizophaga
Lineage: Eukaryota; Fungi; Ascomycota; Sordariomycetes; Hypocreales; Bionectriaceae
Source: the annotation of a GenBank genome assembly
AUGAGGUCCCACCUCUCUACCAUCUCGGUCUUCGCACUGGCCUGCCAGAGCCUGGUGGCCGCUAAACAAUUUGAUCUGAAGAAAUUCUCAUCUGUAGUUAUUUUUGGCGACAGUUGGACCGACCAGGGCAUUUACUCAUACAUACCACGCGUAAAUGGCACGCUUCCUGACCCCAAACCAGUCACAUCUACAGGUGGCCGGAUUUGGCCGCAAUAUAUUAAACAGUACUCAAAUCAGGUCAACGUUUACGACUAUGCUGUCAGCGGGGCUAUGUGCGACACUCUAUUCUCUCCAACUGGCCGAAAUGGUAUCGUGCAAAACCAAGUGCCAGCCUUUCUAAGAGACCUUGCCUGGAGGAAUGAGACUUCGAAUCAGCCUGCGCUCAAGGUCCCCGCCGACGAGACCGUGUAUGCAAUCUGGAUCGGCACAAAUGACCUUGGAUACGCUGGUUUCCUUGCAGAGCAACAGCCGCAUGAUAUGCCUCUCACCGCGUUAACUAACUGCAUAUAUGAACAGUUUGAUCGGGUGUAUGAGGCUGGAGCCCGAUUCUUUGUGAUUAUGAAUAUGGGAGCACUCGAGCUCACGCCCCUUUAUGCGACACUUGAGAACAACGGAGUUCCGACGUCUAGAUUCUGGAAAGAUAAGUCAUCUUACGACGCGAACAUAACCCGCAUAAGCGAAAAGAUGCGCCAAUAUAGCACUACCCUCAAUACUUUGUUUGAAUAUCAAACGCCAUAUGAAGUCAACCUGUCAAAGCGUUAUCCGGGUAGCUCUUUCGCAUUGUUUGAUACCGCCAGCCUGAUUUCGGAAAUGUGGCAUAACCCAGGGAAGUACCUCAAUGGGAAUAGUGAGUUCAACGUUACGGGAUCGUAUCUUGGAUGCUUGGAGAGUGGAUGUAAACUUUCGGGCCCGGACCCAGAUAGCUUUCUCUGGUACGACGAGCUUCAUCCCUCAGAACAAGCCAAUCGUUGGUUUGCGAAAGAGUUUAUUGAGGUUGUCAAAGGACACAGCAAUCUAGCAAAGUAUUGGAAGUCCAGAUAA